GGAGCACACAAUAAACUCGACGUCGCCACAAGACCUCACCGAGAUUGCCGUGUCGCCCAUUUUUCUCUCCUGAUCCUGCCUGCGCCUGCUGCUCGCAUCCAGCGGCGCGAAUCCCCCUCUCCAAUCGCCAGUUACGCGCCCCCUGUACGUCCUGCCCGCUGACGGAAUCGGAGACACGGCCCUGAACCAACGUCCAUCCUCCGCUCCGUGCAGCGUCCUGUGAUAGCAGAUACACAACAGUUCCUCCACACCAGAAAAUCCGCCGCGCUGCUGCACUGAACCACCUUCGACGAUUUCUUCUCAGUGCUCGCGCUCGCCAUGGCUGUCGAAGAGGGCAGCAGCACCCCCGCCGCAAGCGACAAGCCCGCUGUUCUGAUCAUUGGUGGGCUGGGCUACACCGGACGCUUCCUCGCCAAGUACAUCCACGACAAUAACCUCGCCUCGGAAAUACGUCUCGUCGACAAGCACCUGCCAGAGCUUGCCUGGCUCGCCCCAGAGUUCAAGGAUGUGUGCACUAGGGAGCGCUUUGUGCAGGCCGAUGCGUCGAGAGAACAGUCGUUUCCCCGCAUAUUCGACCGCCCGAAUGGCAAAGAGUUCGACUUCGUCUUCAACUGCGGCGGCGAGACGCGCUUCUCGCAGGAGGACGAGGUCUACAAGCUGAGGACGUACGGCCUCUCCAUGGCCAUGGGCAAGGAGGCCGCGCGUCGCAAGGUCAAGUGCUUCAUUGAGAGCAGCACAGGCAUGGUGUACAAGUCGGACUCUGUCCCGCGCAAAGAAACGGACAAGACGAAGCCAUGGUCAAAGCUCGCAAAGUGGAAGCUGCAAGCCGAGGAAGAUCUUGCCAAGAUCGAAGGUCUGAAUCUGCUGGUAUUCCGCAUGUCGCACGUCUAUGGCCCGUACACGAGCAAGUUUCUAGCAACAGCGCUGUGCAUGGCCCGCGUUUACCAAUCCCUGGGUAAAGAGAUGAAGUGGCUAUGGAAAGAGGACCUGCGGACCAACACAGUCCAUGUCGACGAUGUCGUCCGAGCAUUGUGGACAGGUGCAGAGUGGUUCGUCCAAGCCCCGCGUACCUCACCACAGACCUUCAACAUCGUGGAUCACGGAAACACUUCUCAAGGCCUCAUGGCGACACUAAUGCACGACACUUUCAAUAUUGGCACAGGGUUUCACGGCACGCUCAUCUCGACUUUCGCGAGGAUGAACCUGGACCACGUGGUCGACGAGGUCAACGACGAGACGCUAGAUCCGUGGGCGGAGCUACAGAACCAGGCCGGCAUCAGCAACACCACCCCCCUAACUCCCUUUAUGGAGAAGGAACUCCUCCACAACACUGACCUGAGUCUGGACGGGAGUGCUUUCGAGCAGGAAACGGGCUUCAGAUACCAACACGAAAAGCUGACCAAAGAAGAGGUGGAGAAGGUGAUAGAGAGCUACAAGACGAUGGGCUGGUGGCCGUAGCCUUUCCCCAGGCUCGCCCUUCUCUUCCCCUUCCCCUUCUGAUACCCUUUUUCACCUUUCCAUGCUUCACCCUUCACGAUAUCCCGAUCCGCACGACGCCUCGCUCGCUACGUCUCGACGGACCUUUUGUACAUCCUUUAAUAUUCGAACCGGAGCGUUUUGCGCAACUUCCUCAGCCGAGCACACGGCCGCCCUUGCAUUCGCGGAGUUGAGAUGCCUGCUUGCAUUGUUUGGAGCGUUGAUCGGAGCUGUCGUUUUUGUUGUUAACCUACAGGCAUCUGCAUAUUCUACACCCGAUGAGAUAAUUUGUUUUUUACUUGGGGCGAAGGAGUGGAUGCUAGGUAUAUAUGCUUCAACGCAAGAAUUACUAUACUGAAUCUGUCGAAUAAUGUGGUGAGG
Molecule: messenger RNA, 1857 nt
Organism: Paraphaeosphaeria sporulosa
Lineage: Eukaryota; Fungi; Ascomycota; Dothideomycetes; Pleosporales; Didymosphaeriaceae
Product: NAD(P)-binding protein
Exons: 5
Coding region: 319-1458 (379 amino acids)
Source: RefSeq, a predicted model, not a curated record